Messenger RNA from Nanorana parkeri, 816 nucleotides. Its product is annotated as homeobox protein TGIF2-like. Bases 1 to 816 code for a protein of 271 amino acids. The transcript has 2 exons. The record is from RefSeq and is a predicted model, not a curated record. Gene Ontology annotation, molecular function: DNA-binding transcription factor activity, RNA polymerase II-specific; RNA polymerase II cis-regulatory region sequence-specific DNA binding. Gene Ontology annotation, biological process: regulation of transcription by RNA polymerase II. Lineage: Eukaryota; Metazoa; Chordata; Amphibia; Anura; Dicroglossidae.
AUGGAUCCCAUCCACCAGACUGACAGCGACGCCGGGGAGGAUGACAGCAGCGUUGAAUUGGAGAUUCCAGGGUCUAAGAGGAAGCGCAGAGGAAAUCUUCCCAAAGAAUCUGUGAAAAUCCUGCGUGAUUGGCUCUAUGAGCAUCGCCACAAUGCCUAUCCCUCCGAGGCAGAGAAGAGCGUGCUGUCUGGGCAGACUCACCUCACCGUACUGCAGAUUUGCAAUUGGUUCAUUAACGCUCGCCGAAGAAUUCUACCCGACAUGCUCCGCAAAGAUGGGAAGGAUCCCAAUCAAUACACAAUCUCUCGUAAGGGAAGCAAAACUCCAGAGUCGUCUACAUGCAUUCAGCACACCACUCUAGAGGUCCCAGCGAUGCCAUCUAUAGAGUUCCCUCAUAUUACGUCAAUUGAUCACACUACAUUGCCAAGCAUGUUGGUGGUCCCGCCCAUGGCCGGGGGUCUAGUGCCUCUGAUUUACCCUUUCAGACAUCCCAUCCAUGCUCUUGCCACAGUCGGCCAUGACCUCAUCAUGCAAAAAGUUGCCCCCACUAUGAAAGCUGAAGAAGGCGGCUCCUCAGCAGAGCUGCCCAACAAACGUAGUUUCCUUUCCAGAGAUGAACUCGGACAAACCCCGCCACCCGCCUCUCCUUCGUGCUUCGUCGAAGGUGCUAAAAUUAGCCGACUGCAGAUCUUGGCUCACGUGGCUACGCAGUGCAUUGCCGAAAUGGAGGCCGAGGAGGCUAGACGCGAAGCCGCCCGCUGUGCCCUUAAUGCUCUCCAAAAUUCCUUCGGGCAGAACCAGUCCCAGCGUUCCUAA